AUGCCACCACAGCCCGCUGCACCACACGCUGUCAGCACCGUCUGCGUCCGACGUCACCACACGCCGCUGGACUCUACGCUGUCAGCACGCCCGGGUCUGACUUCACCACAGUCCGCUGCACUCCACACAGUGAGCACCGCCCGCGUCCGACGUCACCACAGCCCGCUGGACUCCACGCUGUCAGCACCGUCCGUGUCCGACGUCACCGCAGCUUGCUGGACUCCACCCUGUCAGCGCCGUCGGUGUCCGACGUCACCACAGCCCGCCGCACUCCACGCUGUGAGCACCGUCCGCGUCCGACGUCUUCACAGACCACAGGACUCCACACUGUCAGCACCGUCCGCGUCCGACGUCACCACAGCCAGCUGCACUCCAUGCUGCCAUCACCGUCCGCGUCCGACAUCACCACAGCCCGCUGCAUUCCACGCUGUGAGCACCGUCGGUGACAGACGUCACCUCAGCGCGCUGCUCUCCACGCUGUGUGCACCGUCCACGUCCGACGUCACCACAGCCCGCUGGACUCCACUCUGUCAGCUCCGUCCGUGUCCGACGUCACCGCAGCUUGCUAGACUCCACCCUCUCAGUGCCGCCUGUGUCCGACGUCACCACAGCCUGCUGCACUCCACGGUGGCAGCGUCGUCCGUGUCCGUCGUCACCACAGCCCGUUGGACUCCACGCUGUCUGCACCGUCCGCGUCCGGCGUCACCACAGAACGCUGCACUCCACGCUGUGAGCACCGUCCGCGUCCGACGUCACCACUGCCCGCUGGACUCCACGCUGUCAGCACCGUCCGUGUCCGACGUCACCGCAGCUUGCUGGACUCCACCCAGUCAGUGCCGCCUGUGUCCGACGUCACCACAGCCCGCUGCACUCCACGCUCCCGCUGCACUCCGCGCUGUCAGCGCCGUCCGUGACCAACGUCACCACAGCCCGCUGCACUCCAUGCUGAGUGCUCUGUCCGCGUCCGACCACACCACAGCCCGCUGCACACAACGCUGUCAGCACCAUCCGCGUCCGACGUCACCGCAGCCCGCUGCACUCCACGCUGUCAGCACCGACCGUGUCCGACAUCUCCACAGCUCUCUGUACUCCACCCUGUCAGUGCCGUCCGCGUCCGAAGUCAGCACAUGCCGCUGCACUCCAUGCUGUGAGCACCGUCCUAGUCCGACGUCACCACAGCCCCCUGGACUCCAUGCUCCCGCUGGACUCCACGCUGUCAGCACCGUCCGCGUCCGACGUCACGACAGCCUGCUGGACUCGACACUGUCAGCACCGUUCGUUUCCGACGUCACCACAGCCCACUGGACUUUAUACUGUCAGCACCGUCUGCGUCCGCCGUCACCAAAGCCCACUGCACUCCACGCUGUCAGCGCCGUCCGUGUCCGACGUCACCACAGCCCGCUGCUCUUUACGCUGUGUGCACCGUCCGCGUCCGACGUCACCACAGCCCGCUUCACUCCACGCUGUCAGCACCGUCCAUGUCCGAAGUCACCACAGCCUGCUGGACUCCACGCUGUCAGCAGCGUCCGUGUCCGACGUCACCACAGCCCGCUGCACUCCACGCUGUCAGCGCCGUCCGUAUCCGACGUCACCACAGCCCGCUGCUCUUUACGCUGUGUGCACCGUCCGCGUCCGACGUCACCACAGCCCGCUGGACUCCAAUCUGUCACCAACGUCCGCAUCCGACGUCAACACAGCCCACUGGACUCCACGCUGUCAGCACCGUCCACGUCCGACGUCACCACAGACCGCUGCACUCCACGCUGUCAGCGCCGUCCGUAUCCGACGUCACCACAGCCCGCUGGACUCCACGCUGUCAGCACCGUCCGUGUCCGACGUCACCACAGCCCACUGGACUCCACGCCGUCAGCACCGUCCGCGUCCGACGUCACCACAGCCCGCUGGACACCACGCUGUCAGCACCGUCGGCGUCCGAUGUCUUCACAGCCCACAGGACUCCACACUGUCAGCACCGUCCGCGUCCGACGUCACCACAGCCAGCUGCACUCCAUGCUGCCAUCACCGUCCGCGUCCAACUUCACCACAGCACGCUGCACUCCACGCUGUGAGCAUCGCCCGCGUCCGACGUCACCACAGCCCGCCGCACUACACGCUGUCAGCACCGUCCGUGUCCGACGCCACCACAGCACGGUGCACUUCACGCUGUCAGCACCAUCCGUGUCCGACGUCACCACAGCCUGCUACGCUCCACGCUGUCAGUGCCGGCUGUGUCCGGCGUCAUCCCCGCCCGCUGCAAUCCUCGCUCAGUCCACACUUUGUAGCAUCGUCCAUGUCCGACGUCACCACAGCCCGCUGCACUCCACACUGUCAGCACUGUCCGCGUCCGACGUCUUCACAGCCCACAGGACUCCACACUGUCAGCACCGCCCUCGUCCGACGUCACCACUGCCCGCUGGACUCCACACUGUCAGCACCGACCGUGUCCGACGUCUCCACAGCUUGCUGUACUCCACUCUAUCAGUGCCGUCUGUGUCCGACGUCACCACAGCCCGCUGUGCUCCACGCAGUCAGCACCGUCCGGGUCUGACAUCACCACAGCCCGCUGGACUCCACGCUGUCAGCAAGCGUCCGCGUCUGACGUCACGACAGCCUGCUGGACUCGACGCUGUCAGCACCGUUCGUGUCCGACGUCACCACAGCCCGCAGCUCUUUACGAUGUGUGCACCGUUCGCGUCCGACGUCACCACAGCCCGCUGCAUUCCACGCUGUCAGCACCGUCUGUGUCCAAAGUCACCACAGCCUGCUGGACUCCACGCUGUCAGCAGCGUCCGUGUCCGACGUCACCACAGCCCGCUGCACCCCAUGAUGUCAGCACCGUCUGCGAUAGACGUCACCACAGCCCGCUGGACUCCACACUGUCGGCACCGCAUGCGUCCAACGUCACCACAGCCUGCUGCACUCCACGCUUUCAGUGCCGUCUGUGUCCGACGUAACUACAGCCCACUGCACUCCACGCUGUCAGCGCCGUCCGUGUCCGACGUCACCACAGCCCGCUGCUCUCCACGCUGUGUGCACCGUCCGCGUCCGACGUCACCACAGCCCGCAGCACUCCACUUUCCCGCUGCACUCCACGCAGUCAGCACCGUGCGCGUCCGACGUCACCAAAUCCCGCUGGACUCCACGCUGUCAGCACCGUCCAUGUCCGACGUCACCACAGCACGCUGCACUCCACGCUGUCAGCACCGUCCACGUCCGUCGUCACCACAGCCCACUGCACUCCACGCUGUGAGCACCGCCCGCGUCCGACGUCGCCACAGCCUGGUGCACUCCACGCUGUCAGCACCGUCCGUGUCUGACGUCACCACAGCCGGCUCGAUUCCACGCUGUCAGCACCGUCCGUGUCCGACGUCACCACUGAUGCAGCAGUCCACGCUGUCAGCACCGUCCACGUCCGACGUCACCACAGACCGCUGCACUCCACGCUGUCAGCGCCGUCCGUAUCCGACGUCACCACAGCCCGCUGGACUCCAGGCUGUCAGCACCGUCCUCGUUUGA
Molecule: messenger RNA, 3516 nt
Organism: Schistocerca americana (American grasshopper)
Lineage: Eukaryota; Metazoa; Arthropoda; Insecta; Orthoptera; Acrididae
Product: proteoglycan 4-like
Exons: 5
Coding region: 1-3516 (1171 amino acids)
Source: RefSeq, a predicted model, not a curated record